AUGCUCGAUUCAUAUCAUUCCGCCAGGUCUGAGCUGGUGGUGCGGCCAGCUCGUGACGAGGAGAUCUUUUUUGAUAUCCUCACGGGAACCCAGGCCUUUGCCGCUAAGGAGCGCGCCGCCCAUGCAAGGGAGACGGCUGAGAAGCGCCACGUGGAUGAAACUGGAGAGGAUGCUUUGCCAGAUUCAGGCCCAGCCUUUGCCAUGGAGAAUGCAGAGCAGGAUGAUGCUGUCGAUGAUCUCUUGGGGGAUCUGCUGGCCGUUGAAGAGACUUUCGAGGUGGGCCCUGCCUCAGCAUUUGGCAGCUCUGUGCCACAGGCAGCAGGCCUCGGGCCACAACUUUGCUUGGAUGAGUCUGGCAACAUCGUGUUGAACCAGUCCAGCCUUUCGCAGAAUGUCAACGCGCAAGGACCUUUCGAGGAGGCCUCUGCCACAGUGCAAGAGGCUGUAAGUCAGUACGCAGGUGCUUUCAAGAAAACGCCCAGCUGCAAGUGGACCUCGAGUGAGACCGAGCUCUUCUACGAGGCACUCUCCUUGUAUGGCACAGACCUCUUUCUAGUGCAGACCUUCUUCCGGAACAAGAGUGCUGGCCAGAUCAAGACGAAAUACCAGAAGGAGAUGAAGAGGAAUCCACAUUUAGUGGAGGAGGCCUUGACGGUGAACGCCAAGCGCCUCACAAAGGAGACCUUUGAGCGCCUGCAUGGGAAGAUUGACACCUCGAAGCACUACAAGCCGCCGCCAUCUCCACAACCAGGUGACGAGCCUGAACCAGAUCCUGCCAUGCCGGAGGAGGAGGAUGACAUGGCCGACUUGGGCGGAAUGCCACCCCCAGAGCCAGAGUAUUGUGCAGAGGACGAGAGCUUAACCACCAAUCGCUUGAUGGCGCUGUUCGACUGA
This is a messenger RNA of Durusdinium trenchii, 894 nucleotides long. The record is from the annotation of a GenBank genome assembly. NCBI's taxonomy places the organism in Eukaryota, Dinophyceae, Suessiales, Symbiodiniaceae.